Messenger RNA from Loxodonta africana (African savanna elephant), 7887 nucleotides. It is a transcript of the gene NUDCD3, whose product is annotated as NudC domain containing 3. The transcript is spliced from 6 exons. The record is from RefSeq and is a predicted model, not a curated record. Bases 322 to 1416 code for a protein of 364 amino acids. Lineage: Eukaryota; Metazoa; Chordata; Mammalia; Proboscidea; Elephantidae. Gene Ontology annotation, biological process: protein folding. Gene Ontology annotation, cellular component: cytoplasm.
CAUGGUCCCUAGAUGUCUUCAGUACAGCAACCGCGGGGCGCCUUCCGCUUAGGAGCCACUUCGGUUUCUACCUCUGGCUCUUGCAGCGACGGCCGGCUGGCGGGAAAGCCAGGCAGGGGCAAUAAGGACGGUGUUCCCGGAUCGGCAGCCAAAACGCGUCUCUAGGGCCGCAGGGGUAGGGGAAACGAGAGCGGACUGGAAGUUCGCGGCUGUGCUGGCCAGCGGAGCCGUUAGCUGCAGCACGCCGGAAGUGGCUUGCUGGUCCGGGUUGCUCCAUCCUUCAGCAGUCCGUGAGCUUUCCUCCUGGGCCGGCCAGACGACAUGGAGCCCGGGUCAGCCGAGUUGUACGACCAGGCCCUGCUGGGCAUCUUGCAGCAUGUGGGCAACGUCCAGGACUUUCUGCGCGUGCUUUUCGGUUUCCUCUACCGCAAGACCGACUUCUACCGCCUGUUGCGCCACCCUUCUGACCGCAUGGGCUUUCCGCCGGGGGCGGCCCAGGCCUUGGUGCUGCAGGUAUUCAAAACCUUUGACCACAUGGCUCGUCAGGAUGAUGAGAAGAGGAGAAAAGAACUUGAAGAGAAAAUGAGAAGAAGAGAAGAAGAAGAAGCAAAAGCUAUAGCAGCUGCUGCAGCUGAGAAGGAACCAGUGCCGGUCCCAGUUCAGGAAGUAGAGAUUAAUUCCACCACAGAAUUGGAUGGGCCUCAGGAAAUGGAGAAAGUACACUCUCCAGGCACCCAGAGUGCAGUGCAGGAGGAGACACCCAGCUCGGCGGAGGCAGAGCCUCCAGGAGCAGUUGGUGGUGUUGCUGAAGUCCCUAGGGAACCACUAGAUCUUCCCAAGCGACAGGAGCAGUUUCAGAAAAACCCUGACAGUUACAAUGGUGCUGUCCGUGAGAACUACAUCUGGUCGCAGGACUACAUGGACCUGGAGGUCAAGGUGCCAGUGCCCAAGCACAUCAUGAAAGGGAAGCAGGUCUCAGUGGACCUCAGCAGUGACUUCAUCCGAGUGGCAGUGCAGGAAGAAGGUGGGGAGCGUGUCCUCAUGGAAGGGAAGCUCACCCAUAAGAUCAACACCGAGAGUUCUCUCUGGAGCCUCGAGCCAGGGAAGUGUGUUUUGGUGAACCUGAACAAGGUAGGGGAGUACUGGUGGAGUGCCAUACUGGAGGGCGAGGAGCACAUCGACAUCGACAAGAUCAACAAGGAGCGCUCUAUGGCCACUGUGGAUGAGGAGGAGCAUGCAGUCCUGGACAGGCUGACCUUCGACUACCACCAGAAGCUGCAGGGCAAGCCGCAGAGCCAUGAGCUGAAAGUCCAUGAGAUGCUGAAGAAGGGAUGGGAUGCUGAAGGCUCCCCCUUCCGAGGCCAGAGAUUCGACCCUGCCAUGUUCAACAUCUCCCCCGGGGCGGUGCAGUUUUAGCAGCCAGAGAACCAGAGGCCCUCUCCAGCACAUGGAAGGCAGAAGCCGCAUGGCCCCACUCGGCUUCCCUCCACGGCUCCCCUCCAAGGCUCCCUUGCAUGCCAGGGACCUUCAUCUGCUCCCUCCCCACCACGCCUGCCUUUUCUUUGAAGGGAAAUCAGGCCCUCCCCCAGCCUUGUACCUCCUCCUGCUGCUCUGAGGAGGCAAAGGGCAGGCUUCCACCAGCCCUGGCCAUGCUGACAGGUGCCUCUAAGUGCAAGCAGCCCAGCACCAGGCAGUGCCUGCUCUGUCUCCAUGGCAAUGCCCGCCCCCCCCCCCCCCACUUGUUGCUGCUGUUGUUUGGACGCCGCCGUCUUCAGCUUGCGGCUUGCUUCUCUUUGGGUGGGGUAGGGCGCCAUUGCUGGGUGUCCCUUCAUAGCUGCAGUCUGUGGGGUGGUUGAGCUGGACAGCCAGCAGGAGCGUGGUGCAGGUGGCUCUGUGGCAGCUGCCCCUUGGCUGGUGUGAGAGCCCCUGACUUUUGACCUUUUGUGGGUGCAUUUCCAUGUGGUCCUGCUUGUCUCUUUGUUGUGCCCGAGGCUUCUUCCACACAGCAGAAACUGGGAUCCUGGCAUCUGCAUUUGUUGCUGUCUUACUUUGCCUGUUAUAGAUGUCGGAAGAGAGUCCUGAGCUCUGGCCUCAAGGCCCAGACGCAGUAGGGGUUUCUGUCUGCGCAGGAGCACAUCCCUCUAGUCAUGCAGCCCACCUACCGAGACCCGACUCAAGACCAGUGCCGCCCACCACACCACUGCUCAAGCACACUUGGCUUUGCGCAUCAGACCAUGUCUUCAGGGCACUGGAUUCGGCUCCUUUUAACCCCUGCUUUGGUUCCAUCAUACCCUCUGUGUGAAUCAUGGCUUAUGGGAAGCCCAGCCUGACUUGUGGGGCCUGGAACAACCCUUGGACUGCUUGAGGAAGAAUCUCUGCCUCCAUUGCAGUGGAGCCACGGGGAUUGAGAACCUCACACCCUCUGCCCGGCCCUGGGCUGGGUGCAAGGAGCCCAUACCUCUGCGCAUCCACGGCUCCAGAGGAGCAUGCGCACGUGCUUCCCCAUGACCUGCGACCGUCGAUUGGGCUGGCUUAUCGGCUACAGCCGUGUGUGAAGAGAGCAGACUUGGCUGUCAGCUGGUUGGAGCAGGAGGCAGGGCCCCUCAGGAGGGUUCCUCAGCACACUUGCUGGCCCUGAGAGCACCAGCCCAGAGCCUGUCGUGCAGUGGGGCUGCCAAGACCUGUGUGUGUAGCUGCCCCCACUGAGCGUCUGCUACUUGUCGGAUCAAUGGUCAGGUGGGCCUCUGUGGCAGACACUUCCUGCCCUGCUACCACGUACAGCAGCUGGAAUAAGGGGACCUAGUCACAGAGAAAAAGAAGCCUGCUUCUGUCACUGGAAGCACCCUCUGCCUGCUCUCUGCCUCCUUGUCUGGGAUGUCAUCAGCAGGUGGGAGUCCUGGAGGCUUCCAUCUUCAGGAGCUGGUCUCAGUGCCGUCAUUUCCAGGCAGAUUUCUGGCAGACGGUGGUCAUAGGCAGCACUGUCCCUCAGCAGCCCUUGUGGGAAAGCACCCAGGAAGUCUUCUCUGGGUCCAAAACGCUGUUCUGAUGUCGUGGUGUGAGCCCAGGAUGUGUUGGGACCCGACAUUACUCCCCAUCAAACGUGAGAGUCCUGCUGUCUCAUACCAGUCACCAAGGCUAGGGGACCGGAGCCACGGUCCCUCUUCAGCAGACGGGCAGACUUGUCCCUACAAGGGGGCUGGGCUACUGUGCUGGGAUCCGGGGAAGCCUUGGAUUUGCACACUCGCCCCACACUGGGUUUUCCUGUGUCGUGGUGUGUGUGUGCUUUAGCCACUUUCAGUGUGUUUCCUGUCUUCUGUGUGGGUCACUGAGGUGGGCCACACAGCCUUGUGGGGAGUCUUCCAGAAGGAAUGUCGAGGUGGGGUGAGAUGCCCUGCACCUCAGCUACUUGAGAGACUGUGUGAGCCAUUUACUUCCAUGGUAGUUUGUCUUCCUUUUGCCCAGGAUCUGUUUCCAGUGUCGCGUUUCCUCCCCGUUCCCCACCCUGCUUUAACAAAACAGUAAGGGAGGAGAUGGGAAAGCUGAGCGUGGGCCUUGGCAGAAGUGCUGAGUGCACCCCAGGGGUGUCCUUCAUGCCUCGCGGCCCGAGCACCUGUCGCCACAGAAUGUGCACAGGCCUCAGAGUGCCUGGCCGUGCUGGGGACACCACACACCUGCCCUCUGUGCAGAGCCACUCUGGGGGACAGUUCUGCCUCCCUGCCUCCCGAAUAGGCCCAGCCUCGGGACCUAGUGCACACUGCUUCUUUUCUCUUUUUAGACAGGACAGCAGCAGUUUGGCCACUAACCCCAUCAGCUGAGGCUUCAAGGAAAGCAGGGCGGCUCACUCCCGGGCCUGGGAGCCCAGGAGAGGGGUGUCCAGCCUGUCAAGUUGCUCUCUCGCCCUGUGUUGGUUUGCAAUAAAUCUGUAUUUAAGCAACUCUGGGUCCGAGUGUGACAUUUGCUCCCCAGACAGUUCUUGCCCCAGGUUUUCAGCUGUGAGGUCUCUGGGUCCCUGGAUGCAGCAAACAACAAAAUGGGGAUCCCUGGAAGGUGUUGCCCAACCUACCUGAACUCACUUGGUGCUUGUUUGGAUGUGAGACUUUGCCCAGAAUCCGAAAAUCAAAUAAGCUUUUGGUCAGGGAUAUAAAGAGACUUGGAGCUAUAGAUCUGAUAUCCAUGUCAAAUAGGUUCUGGAAUUCUGUUGUUACCCGGAUCCCUGAGAUGAAGGCAGGGUUCAGAGUGCUUCCUCUAAAGGGCUGACAUCCUGUGAUUGCGCUGGGUGCCAGCACUCUUUGGCUCCAGAUGCGCCUGCGGCUCCCUGCCACUGACAGUGAAGUAGAGCCCCCCUGCCCUCUGCAUGCUCACCGUGUCCCCACUGAGAUGUUGGUGUCUCGCGGGGAGGUCCACAGACUUCCUUAGGCCCCCUCUCAUCAGUGGCAGUGCCUUCACCCACUUGCUAGAGCCCCAGGUCUUGGACUCCUCAUACUCUCCCCCCUGCCCCCGAGUACCAGCAGACUCCACUGGGUCUUGUUCUGCCUCCAAUAUAGGCCCCAAACUGCACCACCUGCGGACAGGCCUGCUGGCCCACCCUGUCCAGGCCACCGCGUGCAGCAUGCAGCAGGUGUUGUGUUCCUGUGUGAGGAACACUUAGGAGGCAUGGGUUACCACUGGUCAGGAAUAAUCUGCCAGGAAGGAGAGGCAUCUGCUGUUUGCCCCUAAAGAGUGCAGGAGGGAAAAAAAAUCAAGAGUUUCGUUUGGAAAUGUGUCCAAGAGGCGUCAGCUGCUGUAUAAAGAACUCACUGCCUGGAACACUCAGCUUGGGGGAACAGAGCCACCCCCACUCAGCUCUGUUCCCCUGCUGGGCAGCUGGCAACAAAUAACCAGGCAGUGGACGGCACAGAUCCUGGCACCUCAGAAGCAGCCAGCCCCUGGGACAAAGGCUGGCAUCCCCACAGAGGGUGGGCACGCUUCCGGGGGUGAGAGGAGAGCAGGCCAGGGCCAGGGCUGAACAGAGUGAGGAUAAGGGGAGUGCUGCCACCCCAAGGGGCACUACAUUAUUGGCUCUGUUCCAGGACCACACAGGGUCUAUGUGACCCUGCCGGAGGCUGCACAUUCCACUUUUGCUCUGUUUGACUAAAGGAUCUGUGAAGCCAGCUGUCUGGACUGGCCUGGCAGGGGUGGGUAGGACAGACUCCCACCACCCAGGCCCGGGGUGCCAGCAUCUCCCUGGGGAUGGCUGGGCCUCUCUGCCAGCCCUCAAAGGACGAUAGGGCCACUCAGUUGAAGAGCUGCAAAAAAUUUGUAUGAUUCAGCCUCAGCUUCCCCCUCAGCUAGCCCACACUAAUGUGGUUUUGUUUUGUUUUAUUUUCAUGGUUUUGUCUUUUAAAACUUAAUGCUGAGCAGACUAGCAUUGCCAUCAACUUCCCCCUCAACUAGUGCACACUAACAUGGUUUUGUUCUAUUUUAUUUUCACGGUUUUGUCUUUUAAGACUGAAUGCUGAGCAGACUGGCAUUGCCAUCAGAAGUGGGAGGAGCCCUCCGGUCAUGGGCCCCUCUGCCUGUUGGUCAUGGGCCCCUCUGCCUGCGGGCACACAGCCUGUUUUCUGCCAUGCCCACGGGGCUGGCUGUUGUGACGAAAGCACCUGAUUUUUGGAGUCAGCUGGCCCGGGCCUCCGACCCAGGCCUGACCUGGUCCAGCCACCCCCCUCACUGGCCCAUUUGCCUGUCUGCGAAGGGUUUCUGCAGUGUCACCAGAGCCAAACGUUUCCUCCUCACGGUGGGGGGACUCUUGCCCACCCUUGGAGAAUCCUGCCAGGUUCCAGGUUGCGGUCAGCAUAUCUGGGACCUGAGGGAGUGUGAGCAAAAGGGCUUUUUGCACCCAGCUGGUCCCGGGCCCCACCUGGCUGCUGCUAUUCUGAGGCAGGGCCCUGGGGGCGGCUUGCUGGCUGCAUGCACGGGGCCUCUCGGGGUGCACAUGUCCGAGCAGGGUCAGGACCACUCCCCUAAGGAGGCAUUGCUGUCAGGAGGCACUUGCAGGAGAGACAUCUGUCAUCCUGGGAGGCAAGUCCAGGGCCCUUCAGCCAGACUGGGGCUGGACCUUCCCACCACCCUCAACCAGGACCCUCUUCCUGUGAACGUUCUCUGACCAGGAGGGAACCCUAGGCUUUUCAGAGCCUGGAGCUGGGUGAGAGGGGCCAGAAAGAAAUGUUAUUCCACCCCACUCAGUUUAGCCACAGAAGAGAAGUGGCAUUCCAAGGUCACAUGGCUUGUUUUAACAAGGGGAGCCCAGCCCUAGGACGUGGCCAGUGCCACGAAACCCCCAACCCCUUCCAAGGAACACUGACUCUCUCCCCUGCCUAAUCACCCUCUGCGACGGGCCCAGGUUGUCCUUCGCCUCCUCAAUGCUUCUGCCUCGCAGCCCCCUUUGAGGCCAGCAGCCCCUCCCUGCCCAGCUUGUUCAGCCUCAUUCUUAUCCUUCUCUAGAAUUAGAAAGGGUAAACCCGUCUUCAUUUUAGACACUGUGUCCAGGCACAACACUGGACAUGCUGCAGGCUCUGUGUGGCUCCGUCACAUUAAAACAUCCUCUAGACAAGGACCCAGGGGCCACAGCCGGGGCAGGCUCAGCCCUCAGCCUCGCUUCUCAGCCAGGUACUGCUCCACCACUCUAGUGUCGUCCUCUGCAGAGGCUUUGGCAGUGCUUGGUGAUAGAAUGAAUGAGUGAGUGAAGACCUCUGGUGCUGCCAGGGGAAAGCAGACUCAAUGCUCUGUGCCAGUGUCCCACCUGGCACCACAGAGCUUCCUCUGAGCUGGCUGAGGCGCUGCGCCUUUGGGGCCAGGACCCUGGGUGUUUCUACCAUUGGCAUCAGAGUGCACCUUGAAGUGCUUUCUGUCAGCCCCAAAGCUAGCCCUCGGUGACUGCAGCCCUGACUGUAGACCAGCCCCCAGCCCGGGAGACGUUUGUGUGGUGAUGACCCAGAAGCCAAUGGCCUGGUCGAUUGGGCCUGGGUCCGCCUCCAGAGUGGCUGAACCCCCUGUGCCCAGGUGCCUCCCAGUAGGGAAACCUGCCUCCCACCCAGAGGGUUGGGCAUCAGAAGAAUGGGUGAGAUUGGGGACUUAAAGGGAGGCCCCUCAUGCAGGGAAAGAUGGGGUCUGGGGAGCUGCUCCAGGUCAUAUCCAAGGUUUCGAAUUGAAGGUAUUAGCUUGGAUUCCCGAGAAUUGGGAUCAAGGACACUGAACACAGCAGGGUCCCCGGGGCUGCAGCUCAGCUUGGACUUCAGAAGACCUCUCUAAGCUCCACCUGUCUUCCUCUGGAAAUUGAGAUGUAGGACACCCUCAAAGAUGGGUGGUGAGGCUUAAGCAAGGGGCUGGAAGACAAGCCCCUUUUUCAGGGUGUGUCUAGCCCACAGAGCACACUGUAACCAGUAGGCCUUAGAGAAGAGGGCAGGAGGCCCACGUCCUCAGCCUGGACAUGGAGCUGCAGACUGGGCCUUCAGGGGUGACAACCUGUGUGUCCUGGGUCUCCCACUGAUGGAUGGGGAGGAAUUUAUGUGACCCAGGGAUGACUUUCUAAGUUGGUGUUAUGCAAGGCUUAGAGUGACCCUGGAUCUUCUCUGCCUAUGUGAAUGAGGCCAGGCAUCACCUGGUGGUCUUGAUGAGGAUGUCAGGCAAGAAGCAGCAGCUCCUCAGAGAGGCAGGUGCAGGCUGGUAACCCCUCUGCUCAGUGGGCAAGCGGUGCCUGGACCCCAGGCCGGCAGGGGCUACGGCCUCCUGGGAGGCAGCUCCUCCAGGGUGGAGAAAGCUGCAGAUGUAGCACCUGCUGGUGGCAGAGCAGGUCUGUACUCAGUACUCGACUCUUCCAGCUUCCUCCCGUCCCCACCUCCAGCUCAAAGA